GAGACAAGAUUAUCCUCAAGGCAGAUGGGGAACUGAGACAGACUUCAAGAUUGAGUCCUGGAAGAAGGAAUUAUGCACACUGCUGUUCACUCGCAGGUAUGCAUGCACACAAACACGCAAUCACUGCAAGAUAACUGAACACUGGUGUUAAUUGCUGAAUGAAUUUCAACCAGGAAACAUGUCAAUAAAGGCAGAGCUAAGAAAGCCUGGGAAAGAAGAAGGAAGGAAGGGAUGAAGAGGGAUUAAAACUGAUAUCCUCCCUACACAGGGCGGAGACGCACACAUGUAGAAAGCCUCCAGAUUACAAUGGACAACAGGAUGAAGCAGCAACACUUCACACUUCUUUACUAGAGGUAAACUACUUUGGAUGGCCAGCAAACAAGGUUUCACCUGAAUGGAGGCCCGUGAACCAACGGUUGAUAUCAAUUUGACCAAUUUCCUGCUGUGACAUGUCGACGACGGAAGCUUUCUGAUUGGAUGGAAGAGGUGUGAUGUCAUCUGUCAUGGACGAGACAGCCGGGGAUCUCCCAGUCAGAGAUGUGGGACUGAUGAGGGGUGGGCUCAUGCCAACUGUCCCAGAUACUCUUCGUGACGUGAAGCCAUGGAAGAAGCAUCAUGUCAUGAAGACAAAAGAUCCUCAGCGCCUGUUCCGGUUUCCCAGAGAGCACCUUGAGGACCUGUGUCUGCGACUGCAGGAGGAGAACAGUCUGCUGAGGCAACACACACGAACACAGGAGCAGAGACUACGCAGGGUGUCCACGAGACUAAUGCGUCUUCGUCAGGCCCGUCCUGGGUCGGCUGGUGUGAAGGAGAGGGACAUGGAGGACACCAUACAGGAGCUGGAAGCGCAUGUGGCGAUGCUGGAGAGCCAGAAAGGGGUGCUACAGAACAAACUCAGCCUGGCCAAGCAGCACAUCAUGGACCUGGGGGGACGCACACCUUACAAGUUCAGCAAAGGUAAAAGUAUGGAAGUGGAGGGCGCAGUCAGGAGGGCAGCCCAGACAGCCCCUGCCCGAUAUGGCCCCAUGAUGGAAGACAACAGGGCAGAGAUGGAGAGAUUCAGGUCCAGUGUGACAGAGCAGGUGAAGGUGGCAGAGCUGGAGCUCACUGCCCAGACCCUCAGAGACACACUGAGAGACAAAGAGAAGGAGAUGGAGGGAACCGUUAAAGAGAUGAGGAAGCAGCAGGCCGACAGACACAGAAUAACUAUCAGAGAGAAUGUGGAUCUGAUUCGUCUACAAAAUCAGCUUUCAAACAAGAGCACCACCCUGAGAGUUACGCAGGAGAAGUUCAACGACUUGCAAGAAGCAUAUGAGAAUCAGCUAGAGGAGAGUCAGAGGUCGCUGAAGGAAAGCCAGGGAGCUCUGCUGGAGAAAGUUGAGGAGCUCACUGAACAGCUGAAGCAGGAGAAACAGAGCGCGCUGGCACUGCAGGGACAACUUACCACUGCUGCCCUGUCUCUGCAGGGCCUGGACAAGCUACAGGAGAGGAUAUCAGACCUGGAGGGGGAGAGGGACACAAUAAAAGAAAACUACGACACUCUCCUAGAGAGUACUUUAUCUGCCCAAAGCAACCCCGACGGCCAUGUGGAAAAACGUAGCAAAUUGGACCGGAAUAGUGAGGACGUGGGGCAAAGCAUCUGCAGGCUGGACAUCCAGAGACUGGAAGAAAUACUGCAAGCGGAGAGGGAGGAGAGAGACAGACUGGAGCGGGAGAAAGAGAAACUGAGACAAGAGAAGGAGAUAUUAGAAGAGCAAAGAGACCGAGAAAGAGGGUUUUCGGGGGUGACGCGAGACGAACGGGAGCAUCUAGAACAGGAGGUUCUCCAGUACAGAGAGCAAGUCUCUGCUCUGCAGGACAGACUGGACUCUGUCACUAAGGAGUUUGACAUGAGUGCUGAGGAUCUCAGUGAAACUCUUUUGCAGAUCAAGGCAUUUAGGAUGCAGCAGGAGAGCAGGGAGGGUCUGAGUUUCCUCUGUGCCGACGGGAAGGUGGAGGAUAUGCCCCGUGAGCUGGUAAACAUCCAGGCAACACAUGCAGAGACUGUGCUGGAGUUACAGAAAACCAGAAACCUUCUACUGGUGGAGCACCAGAUCAGUAAAGACCUGAAGGAAGAGUUGAAAACAGUCGGUCAGAAGAUUGAGAGAGAGAGGGAGGAGAGCAGGAAGAGGAUGGCAGAGAAAGACAAGCUUUUAUCCAAAAGAGCUCUUCAGAUCAACACUUUGCAAGCCCAGUUGAAAGAGCUGGCAUACAGCCCCAGGAACUACAAUCGGACUAUACCAGUACAGUACACCUGGCCAGCUGGAGAUCAGGAGGUGGUACAGCUCAUUGAAGACGACAUGUGUUUUUCUCAGCUAAGGGGCGGGGAGUCGCUGCUGGAGAUCCACCUCAAGGCUGCAACAUUCACCCCAGCAGGGCUUCGGGUUAUGGGCAGGAUCAGUGCAGGGGUGGACAGUGGUGAGGACAUUGUGACUUUCUGCACCUACAGCCUGUUGGACUUUGAGGUGCAUUCCACUCCUCUAGUGUCAGGCUGUCAGCCCAACUACGGCUUCACGUCACGCUAUGCUCUAACAGCCCGCGACCUGGGCAGGCUGGGAGGUCAGGGGUCGAGGGUCAGAGUGGAGCUCCACCAAGCCUUAGGAGGGGUUCAGUUUGUGACUCAUGGAAGUGGGCAGAUGUCUCUCGUGGGCGCCAUGGAGAGGAGAGGGGAGCGUAUUAAUGGGUGUGUCAACGUCACAGGCCCUGAAGCUGAAAUUGUUGGUGUUGUGGAUUUCUGGGUGCGCCUGUUCCCUGCUGCAGAGCCCAUGGACACUGUCUCAGCCAAACCAGCUGAAAGGAGGACAGCAGCAUGGAGGAGUCCUGUGCACAUCUCUCAUGGCUGGCAAGACAGCGGUUGUGAAGAGUUACAUGACUACGGUGGAGGCAUCCCCAAUCAGUUGGUGGUUAUGUUGGAGCGCUGCGUGGGCCUCGAUGCUCGCUGGCCAGGACUACUUCCUGACGCCUACCUGACUUACAGGUUCUACGACCUGCCGCCUCACGUCUCUCAAACAGUCCAGUGCACGGCUGACCCGGUGUUCAAUGAUACCACCAGCUACCCUCUCGCGGUAACGGCUGAUGUGUUGCACUACAUGAGGUCUAGCAGUCUUUGGGUGUAUGUGUUUGAUGACAGCGAUGAACAGAUGCCACCAGCUUAUCUGGCCAAGACCCCCAUCCCACUGCGAACCCUGGCUACAGGCAGGGAGAUCAGAGGUGACUAUGUUCUGAGGGAUCCAGCCGGUGGACCUCGGGGCAUGGUCAGGGUCAUGAUAAAAUGGAGGUACCCCUUACAGACUCCGGUGGACGACUCGCUGGGUAGACAGGGGAGGCAGGACUCAAAAACAGAAAGCACUGGGAGGGAGGAGAGGAGGAGAGAGGAGGCUGAGGGGCCACAGAAGCCCAUAGCAAAGCCCAGAGUGAAGCCUCAGCCUCCUCCUGGCAAACAGAAAAGCCCACAGAACAUACGACCAGAGCUGAACACCCAUGUGAAACCUCUGGACACACGUCAGUCAAAAGACAGAAAGAGAUCCACCAGGAGGUCGCCUGACCUUCACCAGAGCUCAACCCAUCUGAGACCCGAGCCAAGACUGACCACACCUUCACACGUGGCAGCUCGGACCUCUUCAGAGGGAACUUCUCCCAGACAAUCGCUGGCCACUCUGUCGAGGGGAAGUUCUGCGAGCGAUGCCAGGACUCAGGACCUCCUCUCUGUGGAUCAGCUGUCAGUGGAUGAAGAGGAGGGAAGGAGGGAGAGUGCUGCUGCAGGAGACAGUGAAGCCCCUGAUUCCUCAGAGUCAAGUUCCUCACAAAGCACCUUAAUCAUCAUUCCACCUAAACGCAAAAUAAGAAAGAGAGACAAGCUGAGAGUGGAGAUUCUGUCCCUGACGUUUGAACCAUCCUCACGCGUGGCACUGGACAAGUCGGUGCAGCGCGUGUAUGUGGAAUAUCGGCUGCUGGGUGUCCCCAUGGAGACGACAGAGACGCCCAUGUCCCUUCGCAAACCCACAGAGGGGGAGGAGGUUCACUACAACUUUACACGAGUGAUCUACGUGGAUGGUUCACAGUCUGCUCCACUCAGACAGUAUCUUUAUACCAUGCUGGAGGGCACUGACCCCAACCAGGGCAGGUUACAGUUUACAGUAGUCAGUGAGCCGAUGGACGACGAUGAGGAGUGUGUGGACGUCGGACAUGCAUCUCUUGACCUCCAAGAACUGCUGCUCACAGGAAAUAAUGUUAUUGAGCAACAAAUUGACAUUGUGAGUAUGGAUGAAGACAAGGAGGUGAUAGGAAAUCUGAAAGUGUCUCUAGAAGCAGCAAAAGCUCUGACGGGGAUAUACCAGGAGUUUCACCAGCAAGAUGAGACAAAGGAGGAAGACAAGACAGAAGGAGAAGAAGAGGAGCUGGAGGAGGAUGAGAAGGAGAAGAAGGAAGCGGACGAGCAAGAAGAAGUGACAGAAAAAGAUCAGAUAAAAGUGAUCGAUUAUGACGAUGACAGUGACUUUUAAUGAGAGUGAAAAGAAUGAGAUGAACACAUGAUUGAUAUAAAGAAUUGGUUUUGAAAGGUGGUUGUGGCUGUUCUUUUCAGUU
Messenger RNA from Scophthalmus maximus (turbot), 4623 nucleotides. It is a transcript of the gene rpgrip1, whose product is annotated as RPGR interacting protein 1. Gene Ontology annotation, cellular component: photoreceptor connecting cilium. The record is from RefSeq and is a predicted model, not a curated record. Bases 492 to 4541 code for a protein of 1349 amino acids. Gene Ontology annotation, biological process: retinal rod cell development; non-motile cilium assembly. The transcript has 30 exons. NCBI's taxonomy places the organism in Eukaryota, Metazoa, Chordata, Actinopteri, Pleuronectiformes, Scophthalmidae.